Molecule: messenger RNA, 939 nt
Organism: Mycotypha africana
Lineage: Eukaryota; Fungi; Mucoromycota; Mucoromycetes; Mucorales; Mycotyphaceae
Product: mitochondrial carrier domain-containing protein
Exons: 4
Coding region: 1-939 (312 amino acids)
Cellular component (GO): mitochondrion
Molecular function (GO): guanine nucleotide transmembrane transporter activity
Source: RefSeq, a predicted model, not a curated record
AUGUCUCCUCCCAUUGCCUCAGGACAAUCCGAAUCAGGUACAGCUCGUUUUUUGGGCAGUGCUAGUUCUGGUAUUUUAGAACUUGUCAUUUUCCAUCCUGUGGAUACUGUCGCCAAGCGUUUAAUGAGUAACCAAAAUAAGUUAUGGGAAUCUAGCCGUUCCUUUGCUGAAAACUGUGCUAGUGUAAACAAAGUCAUUUUCAAGGAAGCAGCAGAAACAGGAUUUUUCAAGAAAUACAGAUCAUUAUUCCCUGGUCUAGGUUUUGCAGCAGGUUAUAAGGUUGCUCAGAGAGUGUACAAAUUCGGAGGACAGCCGUUUGUGAAAGACUAUUUGAACAAGCAUCACCGUGACUUGUUCACCAAUACAUUUGGAGAAAAGACGGGCAAGACAAUAAUGCAUGCUACGGCGGGUAGUCUGGUCGGCAUUGGUGAGAUCGUCCUUUUGCCAUUAGAUGUUCUCAAGAUUAAGAGACAAACCAACCCGGAAGCAUUCCGUGGACGUGGAUUUUUAACGAUUGUCAAAGACGAAGGCAUGGGACUUUAUCGUGGUGCGGGCUGGACAGCAGCCCGUAAUGCACCUGGCUCUUUCGCUCUCUUUGGUGGCUCUGCUUUUGUAAAGGAAUAUGUCUUUGGCUUGAAAGACUAUAAUCAAGCUACAUUUUUCCAAAACUUUUGCUCUUCUAUCGGUGGUGCCGUGGCUUCCAUUACUGUUGCUGCUCCUUUGGACGUUGUAAAGACCCGUAUUCAAAACCGCAACUUUGAAAAUCCCGAAUCCGGGUUGAAGAUCAUCAAAGACCUCGUGAAAAAUGAGGGUGUUACUGCUUUCUUCAAGGGUCUGACACCAAAGAUCUUAGUGGUUGGUCCCAAGCUUAUUUUCAGUUUCACUGUGGCUCAACAGUUGAUCCCUGUAUUCCAUAAAAUGCUUAAUGACUCAAAAUAA